Messenger RNA from Budorcas taxicolor (takin), 2181 nucleotides. It is a transcript of the gene CACNG6, whose product is annotated as calcium voltage-gated channel auxiliary subunit gamma 6. The record is from RefSeq and is a predicted model, not a curated record. Lineage: Eukaryota; Metazoa; Chordata; Mammalia; Artiodactyla; Bovidae. The coding region runs from base 1222 to 2007 and encodes 261 amino acids. Gene Ontology annotation, cellular component: L-type voltage-gated calcium channel complex; membrane. Gene Ontology annotation, molecular function: calcium channel regulator activity. The transcript has 4 exons. Gene Ontology annotation, biological process: calcium ion transport; regulation of calcium ion transmembrane transport via high voltage-gated calcium channel.
GGAGCUGGGGGCGGCGCGGCGCGGAGGCAGGAGAGCCCGCGGGGUCCCUGCCCGGGAGCCGGGGGUGGGAGGCCCGAGGGAGGCGCCCGGCCUGGAGCGGGCCCAUCCCGGCCGGCCUUGGGAGCCCGGGGGAGGGAGGCGAGCGAUCGCAAAGGGACACCCAGCCCGUUCCGGGCCCCAGCCGCCCUUCGAACCGCGGCGGGACGUGGUCCCCACUUCCUGAGCCACAGUGCGGACCACAACCCCUUCAUCUGAGCCCCAGUGCGGACCCCGAGCUGCCCUCGCGAGUCUCGGGGUGGCGGGUAUCCCUCAGGCCCCUUCUCUGGGCCCCACGGUCCCCUCAGCCCCCGGUCCCCUCGCAGCCCCGGGCAGACCUUUUCCGCUCUCCUCUCUGAAUGGCCAGGGAGAACACCCCCGCCCCCCACUUUCCGGAAUUCCAGCAGGUCCCCAGCUUCCUUGUUCUGAACCCCAGUCAGGACUUUGCUGAUCCCUCUCUGUUAAAGCUGGGGGUGGGAGGCUGUGGUUCCUACUGCCUCUCUGAGACUCAGAAGUAAUUCUGACCUCCCAUUCGAAACCCCUGCACCCCAGUUUUUCCUCUUCUGAACCCCAGAGGGGACCCAGCUCCUUCUCAGACUCUGAGCCCGAAAGAAGCCAGGAAGCAUCCCCCUCGCCACCCACACACAGGACGACCUCAGCUCCCCUUCCUGAGGACCCCAAACUCUGAGCCUUAGGGGGAAGCUCGGAUCCUUCCCCCCGCCCCAGGAACACAGUUUCCCUGUGGAAACACAGGUUCCUCCCAGUGGGGACCCCAGAGCAGCCCCUCAGAGCUUCCGCAGACCGUCACUUCCUUCUUCUGUAGCCCUCCCACCUCCGCUCCAGGGUACCCAGGUUCUAGCCCUGAGGCUGGGGGAACUUUGCCUUUCUCUGGUCCCAUCUUCUUUGCUGAGCUUCUCUGGGUACCUGCCCCCCGGGAAUCUCAGAGGCUUCUCAGCUCAGGAUCUAGUAUUUUCUCUGUAUAGUAUAUUAUCUAGUAUAUUAAGACUCGGAGGUGACCUCGACUUCCCCACCUGAGGUUCCUGGGGGGACUCAGACCUUCCCUUUUCCGAGCCCCUCACCCCCGCUGCCAGACCCCAGGCGCGCCCCUCCCCCCCGCACCCACCCCCAGGAGCCCGCCUCAGCUCUGCCCUCUCGGGCCCUGAGCCCCACCGCCCGCCAGGCGCGAUGAUGAUGUGGUCCAACUUCUUCCUGCAAGAGGAGAACCGCCGGCGGGGCGCCGCGGCCCGGCGGCGGGCUCGCGGGCAGCCCAACGCCCAGAUGACCCCGGAGCGCGAGGGCAAGAUCAAGCUGGCGCUGCUGCUGACUUCCGUGGGCGCCACGCUGGCCGUGCUGGCCGUCGGCACCGAGUUCUGGGUGGAGCUCAACACCUACCGGGACAACGGCAGCGCCGUCUGCGACGCGGCGCACUUGGGCCUCUGGAAGAUGUGCACCAAGCGACUGUGGCAGGCGGACGUGCCCGCGGGCAGAGACACCUGCGGGCCCGCGGAGCUGCCCGGAGAAGCAAAUUGCACUUACUUUAAAUUCUUCACCACGGGAGAGAAUGCACACAUCUUCCACAGAACCACAAAGAAAGAGGUGAAUCAGGCAGCUGCAGUGAUAGCAGUGCUAGGCUUGGCACUUAUGGCCCUGGGGUGCCUCUGUAUCAUCAUGGUGCUCAGCAAAGGUGCAGAGUUCCUGCUCCGGGUUGGAGCCGUCUGCUUUGGCCUCUCAGGCCUGCUGGUCCUCGUCAGCCUGGAGGUCUUCCGGCAUUCCGUGCGAGCCUUGAUGCAGAGGGUCAGCCCCGAGCCCCCUGAGGCCCCGGCCCUGACCUACGAGUACUCCUGGUCCCUGGGCUGUGGCGUGGGGGCCGGCCUGAUCCUGAUGCUGGGAGGUGGCUGCUUUCUGCUGCUCACCCUGCCUCCCGGACCCUGGAGUCCCCUCUGUCCCAAGUGGGGCCAGCGGGCCCCCUAGCGCCACCGUCCUGCGUUCUCUCAGCAACUUCCCAACGCUACUCUGCCCUCCCCACCAUCCCCUUUGCAUCUUUCACUCCGUGCCCCAGAGAGACUGUGUUCUCUGGACUCUGGGGCCCACGCUGUUUGCACAAACCUGCCCCUCCCCCUCGUAAAUACCUUUUUCCUCUGUAAA